Molecule: messenger RNA, 2663 nt
Organism: Falco peregrinus (peregrine falcon)
Lineage: Eukaryota; Metazoa; Chordata; Aves; Falconiformes; Falconidae
Gene: SPSB3
Product: splA/ryanodine receptor domain and SOCS box containing 3
Exons: 6
Coding region: 911-1987 (358 amino acids)
Biological process (GO): proteasome-mediated ubiquitin-dependent protein catabolic process
Cellular component (GO): SCF ubiquitin ligase complex
Molecular function (GO): protein binding
Source: RefSeq, a predicted model, not a curated record
GCCAUAGGGGCCGAGCAGAGGGAGCGGGUGUGAGGGAUGGGAACGGGGCUGCAGCCCUGCCUGUGCAUCUUGGUGGCAAGUUGUUUUCUGCAAGGAUAAGCUUUCCCUGUGCAUCCAGUGCAGAACUCCCGCAUGGCAGCUGGGCCCUGUGGCGCUCUUGUCAGGCUGUAUGCAGGGAAGGAGCCUGUGGAAAUCUGUCUCUGAAUAACAUCCCCACUUGAGUCAGGAGACAGGUAGCUGCUUUGCUUCUGUCUGUUGUCCUUGAGGCAAGUUGGGACAGGUCUGUGAAAAGGCCAGUUUCCCUUCACCGGGCAAGAAAGUGGUCUCUCCCCCACCCCAGAUGCUGAGAGCAAGGUCUUCUCUCAGCGGGCAGUUGCUUGGAGGGGAACAACCAACCUUCCCUGCAGAGACACAUGUACAGCUCAGCUGCACAGAGGCUGUGGCAGUGGCCAAGCAGCGUGGCCAGAGCCCAGACAGCUGCUGCAGGGUGACCCAGUACCGGGGAGGCCGUGCCUUGGUGGCUGACGGUCCUGAUGCUCCCCAGGCCAGCAGUGAGUGGUAGGUGCUGGAUCAGUGUGCCGCAGAGGAGGCGGCUGGUGCUGCAUCUUGGGAGUGUUUCAGGGGGUUAGUUCAAUACCUGGGCUUGGGUAGAAGUUGACCCUGCAUGGAGAAAGAGGCUGAAGUCUGCAGAGGCUUGGGAUGCAGGAGGAACUUAUUUUGCACCAGUUUACCCAUUGAUGGGACCUGUGCAGAUGCAGUUCUUGCUGACCCAUUGCUGGUGAGGCUGUGAUGACCUGGGGAGGUUGCUUCAGAAGGCAGAGCCUGGUGAGUGGUGGGUGGAAGCAGGACAUGGCUGCUGUGUGUAACCUCCUUUCCCUUGCCCCUUGCAGCUUACCUCUCUCAGAACAGCAUGGCACGACGCACGAGGAGCAGCAGGGCCUGGCAUUUCGUCCUGAGUGGGGUGCGGCGUGAGGUGGACACCCGGGCUGUUGCCUUGGCCACUGGUGUGCGUGGCUGGGGCUACGACUCCGACGGGCAGCAGCACAGUGACUCUGAUUCAGAGCCAGAGUUUUCCUCGCUCUCGCCUUCCAUCCCAAGUGCCAUCCCUGUGACUGGAGAGUCCUACUGCAACUGUGAGAACCAGAGCGAAGCACCCUACUGCUCCAGCCUGCAUGCCCUCCACCGCGUCAAGGACUGCCAGUGCGGCGAGGAGGAUGAGUAUUUCGACUGGGUGUGGGAUGACCUGAAUAAGUCAACAGCCACCCUGCUGACCUGCGACAACCGCAAGGUGAAUUUCCACAUGGAGUACAGCUGCGGCACUGCUGCCAUCCGGGGGAACAAGGAGCUGGCAGACGGGCAGCACUUCUGGGAGAUCAAGAUGACCUCCCCUGUCUACGGCACAGACAUGAUGGUGGGAAUUGGGACGUCUGAUGUGAAUCUGGACAAGUACCGCCACACCUUCUGCAGCCUGCUGGGCAAGGACGAGGACAGCUGGGGACUCUCUUACACAGGACUACUGCAUCACAAGGGAGACAAAACAAACUUCUCUUCGAGGUUUGGCCAAGGCUCCAUCAUCGGGGUUCAUUUGGACACGUGGCAUGGGACGCUCACGUUCUUCAAAAACCGCAAGUGCAUAGGAGUUGCAGCCACGAAGCUGCAGAACAAGAAGUUUUACCCCAUGGUGUGCUCGACAGCGGCCAAGAGCAGCAUGAAGGUGAUCCGCUCCUGCGCCAGCUGCACGUCCCUCCAGUAUCUCUGCUGUUACCGCCUGCGCCAGCUCCUGCCUGACUACAUGGACACGCUGGAGGCGCUGCCAUUACCACCGGGACUCAAGCAGGUGCUACACAACAAACUGGGGUGGGUCUUGAGCAUGAACUAUAGCACAUCAAAGCCUUCCUCCUCCUCCUCCUCAUCAGGAAGCGACUCAGAUAGCUCCUGUGGCUCAGAUGCAGAGGCCUGCCAAAGGAAGAGGUGCAGGAGGACGUAAUGUCGCUGCAGGUGAACUGCUGUGAGGGAGUCAGGUGGGGUUUUGUUCCACUGUCUGCGAGGGCCAGCCAGGCCUGAUGCAUCUCUGUCUUCACGGGGACAUCCAUUUCUACUUGUUUGCAAAGAUUUCUCUUGCGCUGUUGGAAGUCUUUAGCCUCAACAUCCAUCACAUGCAUUGAAAAGACCUGUUGACUACAAGAGGUCCCAGAUCCAUGAAACAGGUGAACUGCAGCCAAGUAUCUGAGCUUCAUCUCAUGCCUUGCUCUCAAAGCCAUCGCCUCUUCCUGAAGGAUCCCUCUUCUCUGCAGACUGUCAGCAGAGACAAGAUUUAAGGUGGCCUCUUAGUUUCAGAGCAUACCAGACUGUGGUCAAAUGAUGGACUUUACUCCUCAAAAGAGAAAAUCAAAGACCAGUCCCCUCCUCCUAACUGUUGUGUGUUGGUUUGGUGUCUGCCAUGAACUCAUCGCAGUGGGACUCGAUUGAGCAGCAGCAUGCAGGGAAAUAGGCUCCUAUAGAUGCAUCUGCGUUGCUGUUGUGAAGGAGCAGCUCACAUGAGUUGAGCCCUUGGUGAUCUUUCUCGAGCCCCUGGUGACUUUAAUUGCUUUGCAUGUUGGCUCCUGCUGCUUCUCCUGUAUCAUUGACUGUAUUAAAAUGUCAUAAUAAAAGUAGAAAAUGUC